This is a messenger RNA of Lycium barbarum (goji berry), 2775 nucleotides long. Its product is annotated as probable linoleate 9S-lipoxygenase 5. The coding region runs from base 31 to 2529 and encodes 832 amino acids. NCBI's taxonomy places the organism in Eukaryota, Viridiplantae, Streptophyta, Magnoliopsida, Solanales, Solanaceae. Gene Ontology annotation, biological process: lipid oxidation. Gene Ontology annotation, molecular function: oxidoreductase activity, acting on single donors with incorporation of molecular oxygen, incorporation of two atoms of oxygen; metal ion binding; protein binding. The record is from RefSeq and is a predicted model, not a curated record. The transcript has 9 exons.
AGCAAAAAAGUUAAAGGCACAGUUGUUUUGAUGAAGAGGAAUUUCUUGGAUUUAGAUGAUGUCAAGGCAUCUGUAGUCGACCGUGUUGAUGAGAUACUUGGACAUAAGGUCUCUCUGCAGCUUAUCAGUGCUGUCCAUGCUGACCCUGAUAACAGGUACAGGGGAAAACAUGGAAAGCCAGCACACCUGGAAAAUUGGGAAACCAAAAUCACACCUUUGACAGCAACUGAUGCUACAUUUGGAGUCACAUUUGAAUGGGAGGAAGAGGCUGGAAUUCCAGGGGCUUUCCUUAUUAAGAACUUCCACCAAAAGGAAUUCUUUCUAAAGACACUGACACUUGAUGAUGUUCCAGGCCAUGGCCGAGUACACUUCGUUUGCAAUUCAUGGAUUUACCCUUCUAAGUACUACAAAAGAGAUCGUAUUUUCUUCUCCAAUCAGACUUACCUACCAAGCCAAACACCAGCGCUUCUUCGUUAUUAUCGAGUAGAAGAGCUGGAAAAUCUGAGAGGAAAUGAAAUGGGGAAGCUGGAGGAAUGGGACAGGAUCUAUGAUUAUGAUGUCUAUAAUGAUUUGGGCGAUCCUGAUAAGGGUCCAAUGUACGUGCGCAAUAUUCUUGGAGGAUCCACCUUGUACCCUUAUCCUCGUCGAGGGAGAACAAGUCGUUUGCCUACAGAAACAGAUCCUAAAAGUGAGAGUCGGCUGCCACUACUUAAAAGCUUGGAUAUUUAUGUGCCCAGAGAUGAGAGGUUCAAUCAGCUGAAGAUGUCAGAUUUUGCAGCAUUUGCAUUGAAGUUAUUGUCUCAAUUCUCUCUUGCUGAGCUUGAGGCUUCCAGCUUUACUGAGUUUGACACAUUUGAGGAUGAACUGAAAAUAUAUAAAGAUGCAUUUAACUUUCCUUUUGAAUCCCUUAUUCAUAAAAUCAGGGAUCUUGUUCCAAUGGAAUUGCUGAAAGAGUUACUUCGAUCAGACGGUGAGCACCUCUGUAAGUUUCCAAUGCCACAAGUAAUCAAAGAAGAUAAAUCUGCUUGGAGGACUGAUGAAGAGUUUGCAAGAGAAAUGUUGGCUGGAUUAAACCCUCUUGUUAUCUGUGCUCUAAAAGAGUUUCCUCCGACGAGUAAGCUGGAUCCUACAGUUUUUGGCAACCAGAAGAGUACAAUUACAGAGGAGCAUAUAAAGAACAAUAUAGAUGGAUUAACUGUUAAACUGGCAAUCAAGGAGAACAGACUGUUCAUAUUGAAUCACCAUGAUACUCUGAUGCCAUACCUGAGACGCAUAAACACUACUACUACAAAGACUUAUGCCACAAGAACUUUACUUUUUCUGCAAGGAGAUGGGACAUUGAAGCCAUUAGCAGUUGAACUGAGCUUGCCACAUCCAGAAGGUGAUCAACUAGGAGCUGUUAGCAAAGUGUAUACACCUGCAAUUGAUGGUCAUGAUGCAACCGUCUGGCAACUAGCGAAAGCUUAUGUUGCAGUAAAUGAUUCUGGCUAUCAUCAGCUUAUUUCCCAUUGGUUGAAUACUCAUGCAGCAGUUGAGCCAUUUGUGAUUGCAUCAAAUAGGCAAUUAAGUGUUCUCCAUCCGCUUUACAAGCUUCUGCAUCCCCACUUCCGUGACACAAUGUUCAUAAAUGCAUUUGCAAGGCAGACCUUGAUUAAUGCUUGUGGAAUUGUUGAGAUGACAGUGUUUCCUUCCAAAUAUGCCAUGGAAAUGUCAGCUGUAAUGUACAAGAACUGGGUGUUCCCUGAUCAAGCACUUCCAACUGAUCUUAUUAAGAGAGGAAUGGCAGUUGAGGAUUCAAGUUCACAACACGGUCUUCGUUUGUUAAUUCAAGACUAUCCAUAUGCUGUUGAUGGCUUGGAAAUCUGGUCAGCAAUUAAAAGUUGGGUUGAGGAAUACUGUCAUUUCUAUUACAAAUCGGACGACAUGAUUCAGAGUGAUUCUGAACUCCAAUCCUGGUGGAAGGAGCUGCGAGAGAAGGGACACGGUGACAAAAAAGACGAGCCCUGGUGGCCUAAAAUGCAGACGGUCCAUGAACUAAUAGACUCGUGCACCAUCAUUAUAUGGGUAGCCUCAGCACUUCAUGCAGCAGUCAAUUUUGGGCAAUACCCUUAUGCUGGUUACCUCCCUAAUCGUCCCACAUUAAGCCGAAGAUUCAUGCCAGAGCCGGGAACUCCUGAAUACGACGAGCUCAAGAUGAAUCCUGACAAGGCGUUCUUGAAAACUAUCACACCUCAGAUGCAGACACUGCUCGGGAUUUCCCUCAUAGAGGUGUUGUCUAGGCAUACUUCAGAUGAGGUUUAUUUAGGACAACGCGACACCCCUGAAUGGACAACGGAUCAAGAACCACUGCAAGCUUUUGAAAGAUUUGGAAAGAGGCUGAGAGAGAUUGAGGAAAAAAUUACACAAAUGAAUUGUAAUGAGAGUUGGAAGAAUAGGUCAGGGCCUGUUAAGAUACCUUACAUUUCACUCUACCCCUCAAGUGAAAUGGGAUUAACUGGUAAAGGAAUUCCCAACAGUGUGUCCAUAUAAAGCUUUUGAUUAAAUAAGCAUUAACCUGAUGCAAUCUAGUAAAUCCAUAGUAUGUUUUUCUUAGCAAUUUAUCGAUAUAAUCAAAAUCUACUAAUAUUAUGGGUACAUCAAUUUAAGCUCAUUUGUGCUAGAAUAGUAUAAUCCCCCUAAUCCAAUUCGAUCCGUAAUCCUAUGGUAUUACUUAUAAUAUCAUCGCUAAUCCCAUGAUCUCCCUACUUUUAUUUCCAAACCUGACAACCAAAUGGA